Molecule: messenger RNA, 1737 nt
Organism: Symbiodinium natans
Lineage: Eukaryota; Dinophyceae; Suessiales; Symbiodiniaceae
Source: the annotation of a GenBank genome assembly
AUGGAGCGGACUCUCCGCCAUCCCACCAUCCUGGUAGAGGACCUGGGCGAGACCUUCGGGUCCUUCGGCCGGCGCGUCUCCAGCGGCUCGCGGCGCACCUCGGGGCUGAGCAUCGACACCCCGCACGAAGGCCCCUUCGAAAUUGGGAACUUGGAGGUGGCCAGACAGCUCUUGACGCAAAUCCGCCUGGACCUACAACUGGGUGCACCCGUGCCGGAGUCCACCAUGUCAGAGGCGUCGGUUCUCGCCUCCACGGCAGAUAGCCUCGGUGCCGAGUCCCAGGCUUCUGGCAAGAAGGAGGAGCAGGCAGCCCUCGGUGCCGCUGAGCUCUUUGAGGUCCAGCGCAUUCUGGUGGCGCGGGGAUCUGACGGUUACACGCUGCAGCAAGCAAGUCGCCUGGCUCACCACGUCAAGACGAUGCACUUCUUCAGGAGGCUCUCCGAAGAUCAGCUUCUGGAGCUUCUGAUGCACGCGGAGUUCCUGGACGUGGAGCUUGGCGCAAUGAUUUACAAGGAUGGUGAUCCAGUCGGCUAUGUGUAUGUUGUGCUCAACGGGUCCGUGACCAUCGAGCGGGCGCUGGAGGGUUCAGAUGGCGUCCGCGUCUUCGCCAAAAGCAUCUUUGACGGCCGCGCCUUCGGCGACGGCUGGGACGGUGGUAACCAUCGGGGGUCUAGCACUGUGCGCUGGACCACUGCUGUGGCACAGGAGAGGUCACUGGUGCUGCGCUUCAGCACGCCGCAGUACAUGGAGGUCUUGCAGAAGGACGACGUGUGCUCGGAAAACGCAUCUCGGCUGCGCUCCUUGAACUUUCUCUCCGAGUGCAGCGCCAGCGAGUUGGAGAUGUUACUGAUGACCCUCGAGACCGGCUCCGCGAACUACGCCUGCACCGUGCUCCGGCGAGGAGAGCGCCCACAUCGCUGCCGCAUUCUCACCGAAGGGCGGCUGAACCUCCUGACCAGCGCCAAGCUGGAGGUGCGGGAGUUGGUCCCAGGAUCCUCCUUUGGCAUCGGGGCGAUCCUUUCUGGCCGUGGCAGUUGCAGCUACACCUCCGAGGUGGAGGUGUCGGUCACCUCAAUGGUGGCCCACUUCUACCUCAUGUCGAGGAAGUCCCUGUCGCCGCUGCCAGACAUGGUGCAGGAGAGCAUUCUGCAGAGCGUGCGACAGACGAUUGCGGAUUGCCAGGACCCGAUUCAGGACGAUGGGCGCCUGGUCAUCCGCCGAGACCGCGACUGGCGCCGCCGAAAGCAGCGGAGUCUUGCCGAGGUGAGGCGCACCUGUGGCCGCAGCGCAGCGCGCGCCGGCGAGAUGCGUCCACGGUCGGCAGUCGCUGGCCAGCGAUGGUGCCCGGCGGGUCCUGGAAGGCCGUUUGCAGAGAGUGUAACUUCACUCGCCACGUCCGCCGCCACCACUGGCAAAGGUCCUCAUGCUGGGCUCCAGAGGACGAAGUCCGUCCCAGGGCGUCUUAGCAUUGCCUCCGCGCCACCCACGCCGUCCUCUUUUGGGCGGACGCAAACGCCCAUGAUGCGGAGCACCACGCCGUCGUCUUUCAUGCGGACAACGACGCCCUCGAUGCUGUCAAAGACACUUUAUUCCCCGGACGGCCGGCCACUGGCCAUCUUCCGUCGGACCGAAGAGGGCUUCGAGUUGCUGCCGAACCCUGCGCCGCUGAACCCGGUGGACCGUCGACACCGCCCGGAGCGGGCUCCUGCGGCCUCGCUCACGAUGAAAUUGUCGUGA